This is a messenger RNA of Colletotrichum higginsianum IMI 349063, 1089 nucleotides long. Its product is annotated as Zinc-binding dehydrogenase. The transcript has 3 exons. The record is from RefSeq and is a predicted model, not a curated record. Gene Ontology annotation, molecular function: zinc ion binding; alcohol dehydrogenase (NADP+) activity. Bases 1 to 1089 code for a protein of 362 amino acids. Gene Ontology annotation, biological process: alcohol metabolic process. NCBI's taxonomy places the organism in Eukaryota, Fungi, Ascomycota, Sordariomycetes, Glomerellales, Glomerellaceae.
AUGGCCGACUACAAGUUCGAGGGAUGGCUGGGCCACAGCCCCGAGAGCGCCAACGGCAAGAUGGAAUGGGGCGCCUUUGAGCCCAAGAAGUGGACUGAGGACGACGUCGACAUCGAGGUCUCCCACUGCGGCAUCUGCGGCUCUGACCUUCACAUGCUGCGCUCAGGCUGGGCCGAGACACCCUAUCCCUGCUGCGUCGGCCACGAAAUCGUCGGCAAGGCCGUCCGCGUCGGCAGCAACGUCAAGGGCAUCUCCGUCGGCGACCGCGUCGGCGUCGGCGCCCAGGCCCGGUCUUGCAUGAAGCCCGACUGCCCUGAGUGCUCGACCGGCCGCGAGAACUACUGCGGCCGCGCCAACGUCAGCACCUACGGCUCCGUCUACCCGGACGGCGAGGGCAAGUCGUACGGCGGCUACGCCGACUACAACCGCACCAACGGCAACUUCGUCAUCAAGAUCCCCGAAGGCCUCUCCUCCGAGGACGCCGCGCCCAUGCUCUGCGGCGGCAUCACCGUCUUCUCGCCCCUGAAGAACAACGACUGCGGCCCCGGCAAAACGGUCGGCAUCGUCGGCGUCGGCGGCCUCGGCCACUUUGGCGUGCUCUUCGCCAAGGCCCUGGGCGCCGACAAGGUCGUCGGCAUCUCGCGCAAGGCCUCCAAGAAGGACGAGGUGCUGAAGCUGGGCGCCGACGAGUACAUCGCCACGGACGACGACAAGGACUGGGCCAAGAAGAACGCUCGCAGCAUCGACCUCAUCGUCUGCACCGUCUCCAGCGAGAAGAUGCCUCUCCAGCAGUACCUGCAGCUCCUCAAGGUCAACGGCACCUUUAUCCAAGUCGGUGCCCCCGACGGCGGUAACCUCCCCCCCAUCAACGCCUUCACCCUCCUCAUGUCCGGCAUCAAGGUCGGCGGCAGCGGCAUCGGCUCCCCCUCCGAGAUCAAGGCCAUGCUCGACCUCGCCGUCGAGAAGAAGGUCAAGCCCUGGGUCCAGAAGCGGCCGCUCAAGGACGCCAACCAGGCCAUCAUCGAUAUGGAGGCCGGCCACGCCCGCUACAGAUACGUGCUGGUCAACGAGAAGCAUGCCAAGUUGUGA